Messenger RNA from Trichophyton benhamiae CBS 112371, 1815 nucleotides. Its product is annotated as nonsense-mediated mRNA decay protein Upf3, putative. NCBI's taxonomy places the organism in Eukaryota, Fungi, Ascomycota, Eurotiomycetes, Onygenales, Arthrodermataceae. The coding region runs from base 1 to 1815 and encodes 604 amino acids. Gene Ontology annotation, molecular function: mRNA binding. The record is from RefSeq and is a predicted model, not a curated record. The transcript is spliced from 2 exons. Gene Ontology annotation, cellular component: nucleolus; cytoplasm. Gene Ontology annotation, biological process: nuclear-transcribed mRNA catabolic process, nonsense-mediated decay; positive regulation of translation.
AUGUCGCAAAAGAAUCAGCAGAAGGCGUCUCCGGGGGUCCUUGCUAUCAACCCGGCGGCGACGCAGAAAGCUGCUCCUCCGCCCACACCCAAGGGCCACUCCAGCAAAGGAAAUGCCCCCCGCCUAAAGCUGCAUGUGAGACGUCUGCCCCCCGGCCUGACACAGGCUGAGUUCGAGACAACGCUGGGAGACUUCUGGAAAGUUGGACGAGGGAAAGUUGACUGGUUUCUCUUCAAGGAGGGGAAGGUUUCUACCGACCCAUCGAAACCAUCACGUCCCGGAAGGGCGUAUCUACGAGUUACCUCGUCAGUGACUAUCCCCGAACUCUCGGAUGUGAUCCGCCAAACCACAUUUCACGAUGCUCGAAAUACCUACAAUGAUUCCGCCCUACUUGGACCGCCGACCCUGGAAUAUGCCCCAUUUUCCCGCGUGCCUAGUGGAAAAGUUCGAAACGAUGCUCGUGUAGGCACUAUCGACCAGGAUGCGGAAUUCAUAGCCUUCCUCGAGAGUUUGACCAACCCAGUCACCAAGCCGUCUGAGGAAGAGACGACCGAGGCAGCAGAUAAAGUGGAAAAACCAACGAUCACCCCACUCAUCCAAUAUCUAAGAGAGAAAAAGGCAAACAAGGCAAAGGAGGUCGCUGCUGCAAAAGCAGCCAAGCAGGCCCGCUCAGCUGCUGCCAAAGAGAGCAAAAGUGAAAAGUCGAUCGGGAAGAAACAGCUCCUCAGCCGUGCAGACAAGUCAACUUCGGAGAAGCAGAAAAAGGACAAGGCAGCCAAGGAUGUUGCUGUUAAGGAUGCCGUAAAGGCCGCGAAUAAACAGGCUGCAAACGGAUCUACCAAAGCUGAAAACAAAGCUCUCGCAAGCUCUGUCAAUCAACCACCCCAAGCAUCUCCAGCACCAGAACGGAAGAGAGAAAGGGGAAGCCUCACUGCAGCUACCAAAAUAUUACGACGUGAUUUGGGCCUUACUACACCUACACGAAGAAGGGAUAAGGCUGGUCAGGCUUCUUCUUCUGGCUCGGGCGGUAACGCUACAGCAGACAGUGCAAAGAAGGACCAACAACCAUCAAACUCAAAAUCAGAAUCUAAUAAUCCUGCUCCUUCCCCCAAGGGGAAGAACGCCGCCGAUUCUACGCCCAAGUCUGCACCGAGCAAACAAUCUAAAGGUACCCCACCUGCAGAGCCAGCAGCUCGAAAUAAUGCAGCUGGCAAGAAGGCGGCAACUACUCCAAGUACUCCAAAUACGAAAGCAUCAUCAAAUCCUGCGGCCCAAAAGAACCAACAACAGUCCUCUCAAUCACCAUCAUCAAAUGGAACGCAGGCAUUCCUCAAACACGCCAAUCCUUCCCAAGGAGUAACGGAAGAUCUCCUCCAGAAAGGAUUCUCACAGUUUGGCAAAGUCAUACGUGUAGAAAUUGACAAGAAGAAAGGCUUCGGAUACGUCGAUUUUGCCGAGCCGGCAAGCCUUCGGAAAGCUAUUGAUGCAAGCCCCGUGUCUAUCGCCCAAAGCCAAGUAGUAGUGCUGGAACGGAGGACAUCUGCCGCUGUAGCACAGAACAGAGGUCAUGGCAACCGUGGCGCCGGCGCCGGCGGUGGUAGUGGAGGAGGAGGCGGGCAGGGUCCGGCUCACGCGAACACCCAACAACAGCCAUCACAGCAAGGGUCGAGACCAGCACAGGCCGGAUCUUCACCUACAGCUGCAGCUGCACCUCCACCUACAACAUCUCCUGCUUCUCGUGGGACUCCGGGUCCUCGUGGUAGAGGCACUCGUAGGGGAUAUGGCCGUGGAGGCGCUGGAGGACGUGGUAAAUAG